Oikopleura dioica is the source of this 984-nucleotide messenger RNA. The record is from the annotation of a GenBank genome assembly. Lineage: Eukaryota; Metazoa; Chordata; Appendicularia; Copelata; Oikopleuridae.
AUGGGAAAGAUCGCGUUUUUAUCAAAAUAUCUUUUUCUGCUUAGCAAGCCUUCUUCCAAGCCGAAAAACUUCGAUAGAGAAAGUACAAAAUCAAGCAAAACCGAUAACGGUUUUUUGAAUUUCGAGACUCAAGCAACCAAAAACUCCCAACUCAAGAUGCAAUUCGUCGCCGGAAAGUACGUCCCACCCCACAUGCGCCAACGACCAGCUGGCCUCGAAGCCGUGCCCGCCCGGGCCCCCGGCUGCGAGCCCAAGCGACGCAACUUCACCAAGAAGGUCACCAAGCCGAAGCCAGUCGUCGUCGAAGCGCCCAAGGUCGAGGAGCCAAAGGUCAAGCCCCAUUGCGAGCUUUUCCUGGCCGAUCUUCCUGCGCCAAUGCGAUCUGUUACCACCUUAGCUGGCUUUUUCCACCCCUAUGGCGAAAUCUCCAACAUCCAGAUCAUCCCCGUCGGCCAGAGCUUCCCCGAAGAGUGCCACAAGUUCAUCGAUACCGCCGAGUACAAAGGCAGCUUCUGCGCCAUUGUCGAGUUCCUGACCGCGCGCGUCGCCAAGUUCGUCGUUGGAGUCCUUCGAAAGCGAAUUGAAGCGCUCAACUUCCGAGUUGGUCUUCUCAAGCCAGGUUUGGCCGAGGAGAUGGCUCACCAGAGCAUGCGAUUGAAGGACUCGCUCCAUCGACCGAGCUUCCAGAUCAACAAGACGCAGGAUGGAUUCCUCAAUGCGCCGAUUCUUGCCUGCUCGUCGGAAGAGCUGUCCGAUCAGGACAGCAAUAUUCGACACAAGCGCGCGAUCUUCUCCAACACCUGGUCCAACACCUCCUCCGGUAUCGACACUGGCGCCUCUUCCUCCGCCUCUGGCCUUGACUCCGACUCCGAUCGCCUUCAUCGGCUCAUUUCAUCGACCGACGACGAUGAAGAUUAUGACCUCCUGACCCUUGCCUUGAAAAACGGCAUCAAAGUGACCCGAAGCCCACCCGGCUUCCAGUAA